Molecule: messenger RNA, 1841 nt
Organism: Phycomyces blakesleeanus NRRL 1555(-)
Lineage: Eukaryota; Fungi; Mucoromycota; Mucoromycetes; Mucorales; Phycomycetaceae
Product: glycoside hydrolase family 15 protein
Exons: 2
Coding region: 124-1563 (479 amino acids)
Biological process (GO): polysaccharide metabolic process
Cellular component (GO): fungal-type vacuole
Molecular function (GO): glucan 1,4-alpha-glucosidase activity
Source: RefSeq, a predicted model, not a curated record
CUUUAAAGCCAAAUUUAUUUAUUUAUUUUUUUAAUUCUUCUUGCUUAUAUUAUUCAGUUCCAACGUAUCCAUAUCUUGCUUUCAUAGGCCAAUUGAAACAUAAUUAAAAGCAAGAAGUACAAAAUGCACAUUAGUCGUUCACUAGUCUUCCUAUCGCUCUGUAUGAGCAGCGUACAGUCUGCAAUUUGGCAGGGAUGGUCCAAAGGAAGAUCUGCCGGUGUCCCACCCGGAAAUACCGCAUUGGAUGAUUGGGUUGAAAAGCAAGAGGCAAUUAGUCUCAAGGUAAUCCUGUCCAAUAUCAAUCCACCUGGUACCCGCCGAGGUUUCUUUGCAGCCUCUCUAUCGACCAGCGACCCAGACUACUUUUAUACCUGGACGCGCGAUGCUGCCAAGGUUGCCGGUGUCCUUGUGCAUGCGUAUGACACCUCUCGUCGGACUGACCUCCAUGACGUCCUGAUAGACUAUGUCGAGUUUCAGAUCGGUACUCAACAGACCACGACCCUCUGUCAGUGCCUCGGGGAGCCAAAGUUCAAUCCUGAUGGUACAGGGUUCAGCGGUGAGUGGGGACGCCCACAGAACGAUGGUCCGGCAGUGCGAGCCUCGACGUUUCUACUGCUUUCACAGGCGCUCUCACAAAAGAAGUAUGUCACCAAUAUCCUCCGGCCGGCCGUCUACCGAGACCUGGACUACAUUGUCGACAACUGGGCGACCCCUAGUUUUGAUCUCUGGGAAGAGGUCUUGGGCGUCCACUUCUAUACUCUGAUGGUCAUGCGCCGUGCGCUUCUGCAGGGUGUUGCGUUCUCACGGUCGUACGAAGACGCAAUCCACGCCGCAAACUACCAAGGCACGAUUGGAUCCAUCGAAGAGCGCCUGGAAUCCUUCUGGUCUCCAUCACGCAACUACAUCCUAGCGACCCAGGACCGCGUGCGGGGCUACGAAAAGCCAUCUGGCCUAGACAUCGCCAUCAUCCUGGCCGCCAAUCAGCUCAGCGGUAGCAUCGGCGGCAGCAGCUCUUCUAUCAAAGACGGAUUCUUUACUCCCGACUCGGACAAGGUUCUUGCGACUGCAGCUGCCCUCGAAUACUCCUUUGGAACCAUCUAUCCGCUCAAUCAAGAUCUGCCUAGCCAUUUGGGGAUAGCCAUAGGUCGGUAUCCCGAGGACGUCUAUGACGGCCACCGGUCAUCCCAGGGCAACCCGUGGUUCAUCACGACCAGCGCAUUCACCGAACUUUACUACAACAUCAUCCUCGCCUUCAAGGCCAGACCGACCGACAUCACCGUCAAUCACAUCAACCGGCCAUUCUUUGUCAAGUUUGACUCCCAGGCCGUGCCAGGAAAAAUCUAUGUCAAGGCUAGCGACGAGUACAAUCUGCUUCUGGCCGACAUCGCUGCCUCUGCUGACCGGUUCCUGGCCACGGUCAAGUAUCAUGAACAGGCCAACGGAUCACUUUCGGAACAGUUCAAUCGUUGGACUGGAUUCCAACAAGGCGCAAGAGAUCUGACCUGGUCUCAUGCAGCUCUCAUUUCUGCCACACGUGCAAGAGCUGGAAGACCACUGGCUUGAUAAUAGCCAUAACCAUAAUAACAAUGACAAUGACAAUGAUAAUGAUAAUGGUAAUAAUAAUAAUAGUAAUAGUAAUAGUAAUAGUAAUAAAGUCUCAUACGUGUAUCUCUCUCUCUCUCUGUGUGUGUUUAUGGAGAGAGAGAGAGAGAGAGGAGGGGAUUUGAAACUAUUUAAACGACAUUGACCUUUAUGUAUAUACACAUGUAUAUACAUAAGAAAAAGCAUAAAUGUUUGGUGUAUAUUUUAUUUAGGAUAAAUUGAAUUAAUCCAACAACAAC